This is a messenger RNA of Penicillium pulvis, 681 nucleotides long. RefSeq lists its product as uncharacterized. NCBI's taxonomy places the organism in Eukaryota, Fungi, Ascomycota, Eurotiomycetes, Eurotiales, Aspergillaceae. The record is from RefSeq and is a predicted model, not a curated record. Bases 1 to 681 code for a protein of 226 amino acids. The transcript has a single exon.
AUGUCAACAAACAUGUCUACCGACACACAGGCCAGCCCACAGCGGUCUUUCCUCAUAAUCGCCCUGGCUCAUACCCAAGGAACAUUUGAAACACGAUUUAUCGUCCUCCUACGUCAAAUCCGAUCAAAAGCACUAGUUAAAAUUAUCUACGACUCAGAGGAAGCUUACACUACAAUCAGACAGACGCAAGCUCCAACCACCAUCCUCAUCGCAGACGAGGCAUUGACUCUCCCAGAAUACUCUAUGCUGCGCGUCUGGAAGAGGGUCCAGUCAUUCAUGAUCCGGGGUGGUACAUGCAUCAUUAUGGGCGACUUCGCCAGCAAAGUCGAGUACACCCGGGUCAGGCCAUUCUUUGCCGGCGCAGAAGUGCCCUGGAAUGCAGGUCGACGAUAUCAGCAGGGCUUAAGCAUCAAUGAGCAAGGUGCUGGGCAAGCCGUGGCGAGCAAGAUUACACCAUAUAUUAGCUCUAAAGUCUGUCUUACUAUUGAGAAUGCUGGCUUGGACGAAACAUGGUACACUGUUGAACAACAACACCCCAAUGAAAGCAUUGAACCGGAGGAGUCGCCGGUUGCAGUUGCUGUUAUUGCAGGUGCGGGGCGGCUUGGGUACGUGGGUGGUGUGGCUGUCAGCGCAGAGUGUUGGAGGACGAUUGUUCUUGCCAUGUGCGGGAUUGAAGCUUAA